This is a messenger RNA of Vitrella brassicaformis, 1051 nucleotides long. Lineage: Eukaryota; Vitrellaceae. The record is from the annotation of a GenBank genome assembly.
CUCCCCCCCAUGCAGGCUGCCAGGAGGCAAGCAGUGAGGACGAAACCUCCUUCCCUAUUUGCUUGUGGGGCAGCCCGCGCACACGCGUCAUCCUGCGUCAGGACGGUCCGACGCAGCAUGCACAGCUCUCAGCCACGUGAGCCCAUCGCGGCCCCUGGAUCUGCUCGCACGGCAACCCAUCUUCAAUCUCCACCAACGCCGCUCACCUCCUGCAGUAGCCGGAUCCGGGCGUUUUCGAGCGACGCCGGUGGCGGUGAAGCAGACAGUGGUGCGCUGCAAUGGCAUGACAGCGAGGAGGUGGCGGAGAAGCUGUUCGAGGCCGAGCCCAAACUGAACCCGCUCAAUCUGCGAUUCACACAACUGGUGAGAGGGAGCGGACGGACACAGAUGCAAACCUGGUGCACACGUCGCGUGUUACGCGUUGUGUUUUGUGUGGCUGUGUGCGGGGUGUUCAGGCCGAGAAGGUGAUGGCUCUCGAGUCGUUUUCUGGGACGCAGAAGGAGUGCAACGAGAAGAAGCUUGAAGCCAUUCAAAUGGUCAGCCAGCCAGAGCCAGUGGCAGACAUGCACGGUUGCUCGAGUCACCAUCCUCGGUGCGUCUGCGUGUGAUAGGCUUGGUACGAGCUGUACAAGGAAGAGAACGAAUGAUAUGGCGAGUGUGGAUAAGUGAGAUGAUUGUGCUAGUGUCCCGAGAGGGACUGUUUUUUUCAGGGGUGAUUGGCUGGCAGCGUGUAUCCAUGUCUGUGUGUGUCGAGCGCUGCGUUACUGAGUCACUGAGGAAUAUCUUGAUGUCUGCCCCAUUCGCAGCUGGCCGGCAGGAGGCAAACGACGCCAUGGAGGCCCUUGGCCGGGUCUCUGUGGCAACGUUUCCUUCGCUACUCGACAAUUGUCACCAGUCUUUUCUUUGAUGGACAUUUCUUCCGUACCCCACCAGCCGUGAUCUUGAUUCAUGCUAGUAAGGGCAAGACGUCAAGGAGACUGUCCAACAUACGCUCACACGGGGUCAGACACACUGAACGAAAACCCGAACUCUCUCUGAAGAGGCAGUGAGC